Dendrobium catenatum is the source of this 1306-nucleotide messenger RNA. RefSeq lists its product as uncharacterized. The transcript has 5 exons. Lineage: Eukaryota; Viridiplantae; Streptophyta; Magnoliopsida; Asparagales; Orchidaceae. The record is from RefSeq and is a predicted model, not a curated record. Bases 423 to 1100 code for a protein of 225 amino acids.
UGUGAUGUCGUAACUUACCUAAUUAUCACUGAACGUGACUUCGCCUGCUUCGCAUGAGUUUUGAAGAGUCGCGUGCUUCGCCUCCUCCGACGACGUUUACCUUCCCGUGGGAUUGUUGCCUCACCUUCGCGUGCAUCGCGGGAAGUAGAGUUUUGAAACAGUCGAACGAGGCUUCUCGGCCCCUUAAACAACGUUGCUCCUGGUAAGAGCAGAUUUAUCUCGGCGUGAGAUUUCGGGAUUCUCAGAUACCGUUUGGUAGGAUUUACACUAUAUCCUGCUCAAAUCCUGCAUAAAUCCCGUUGCCAAACAGAAGGAUCUCCCGGUGGGUGCUCUGGAAUUUCUAUUGGAAUGUUGGUAUAAUGUUGGCAUAAUAAUAUGAUGUGGGAGUCGCUUAUGGAUUAGGCAAAGACUAUCUGCUUUCAAUGGGAGCAGUUGUAAGUAAAGCUGCUAGUGGCAUUGUUUCAGUUCUUGGCAGUGCUUUUGUGGCACCUAUAAAGGCCAUCUUUGGCAGGUCAUGCGAGGGCAUUUGUUCAGGGACAUGGGACUUGAUCUGCUUCAUAGAGCAUAUAUGCAUUGCUAGUCUUGUGAGACUGUUUAUUGUAUCCGUGCUCACCUAUAUAAUUCUGCUCUUCUUUUACCUCUUGUUCAAAGUUGGCAUCAUCCAAUGCAUUGGGAGAAGUUUUUGCAAAAUGACCUGGGCUGCUUGUGAGGCAUACUGGACGGCAUUGGAGGAUAUCAGCUGCUUCUUCUGGCAUAAACUGAAGGACACUAAGCGAGUCUAUCGAGGAAGGUUCGAGGACAUGGAAGAGGAGUUCAGCAGGACUGACACUGACCCUUCAGACGAUUAUGAGAGCAUUAGAGUCACGAAUAGGCGAAAGUCGGUUAGGGACAGACGGAAAGAUCGACUGAGACGAUCUUUGUAUCCAAAGAGCCACAGUUCAUUAAAAAGGAGACAAAGAAGUGGCCUUCACCACCAUGUGAGGUUGAAGACAAGUGAGGUUUCAGUCCAUGUUGAGGGCUCAAGAAGGAGAAAGAAGGCAGGGCAGAUCCAAGUGAGAAGCAGAGCCCAUCAUAUUGGACCGAAAUUGUUCAACAGGUAAUGAAGAUGAUGCUUAAAAUAAGGUUUUUUUUUCCCUUAUCAAGUUAUUGUGCUAAAAUUCAGACAAUUCUACAGUUCAUAGUGAAUAGAAGUACUUUUGUUUUACUGUUAUGAUGGUAAACAUCAGUGUUUUAGUACCUGUAUUGUUUGUUCACAUAAUUGUUAUGAAUUAUCUUUCAGCUGAAAUUAUUUAGACUUCUUUCUUUA